GAUAGCACUCCAAUGUGUAAGGAUCUUUACAGAAUAGUUUUAAAAUGUAAGCGUGCUGGCGAGUAUACUUUGAAGAAAGAACGGUGGACAAGACUUGAAGCAGCAAAAGCUCACAGAAUUCAUUUUAAGUCAGGCAGACGAUGAAGCCGAAACAUCAGUGGCUUCAGUUAAGAAAAGAAAUGACCGUGCAUGAGUUCUGGCCUUUUGAUGCAAAUGGAUGUUUGCUCUCACAUUCGUUCCUCAGUUAAUGAUGUUAACAGCCUUCAUGCGUUUCGUACGGAUACCCUUAAAUCCAAUUAUGGACCCGUGGGUGAUUUUUUAGUGGAUGAGUGGAAUUCGCUUUCCAUACCAUCGCAUAAGAAAGAUGUAAUGCAGACGAAAAACGCGUGUUUAGAAGCUCAACAGAGUGAAAUAAUCACCAAUACUCAUCAGAGUGAUGAUGAUAUCGUAACCAGUGAAGUCAUAACACAUGAUGAUGAUGAUGAUGAUGAUGACGAUGAUGCUAUAUCUAUUAAUACUCAUUCCUCAAGAGAAAAUUUUAGGAUAUAUUUGAUGUGGACCCUUUCAUUGACUACUUGAAGGAUGAUGUGCGAAUCGUGCGUGAUAUUCCAUCAUGGUUUACUGACAAGUCAGAGCUGUUCACGAGCA
Molecule: messenger RNA, 648 nt
Organism: Helianthus annuus (common sunflower)
Lineage: Eukaryota; Viridiplantae; Streptophyta; Magnoliopsida; Asterales; Asteraceae
Exons: 3
Coding region: 190-579 (129 amino acids)
Source: RefSeq, a predicted model, not a curated record